GAUAACUUAGUUUUGGAGCUGCAGCAGAAGAGUUGAGCAAAGACACAAGAGGUUCAUCAGGACGAGGAUGGAGGUUUUGUUCAGGAUGAAGAUGGUCUGGGUCGUUCUGAUGAUGCUGUGUCUUCAUCACAUGUCCUGCUCUUCUGCUCAGGAGUGUCCAUCCACCCAUGACCUGCUGAACUCUCUGCGGCAGGUGGAGAAGAUGUUGGCGGUCCAUGAGGCGUCGUACCAGCAGGGCCUUCGCUCCCUCAGGAAGAAGAUGAGCGCUCUGCACAACAGCACCAUGGCCAUCUUCAAGGCUGGCGCAACCUGCCCCAAACCAGAGCCCCCCGCUCACGGCCGCAGACUGGGCAGAGUGUUUGGUGUCGGACAUGAGGUCCACUUCCUGUGCAAGCCUGGCUACGAGCUGAUUGGCCCGCGGACCCGAGUGUGUCUGGAGUCUCUGAGGUGGAGCGGCCAGCAGCCAAUGUGCAGACGCUUCAACAGCACCGGAAACUCCCUGGCCUCCUUCUCUCCUGCUGCUCCUUCCUCUUCUUUCUCUGGCUCUGCAGCUCUGUCAGCAUCCUCCUCCUCUUCCUCCUCCUUCUCCUCCUCUUCAGCAUCUUCACCUUCUCCUGUCUCCUCUUUAUUACCCACGUCUUCCUCCCCAUUCUCCUCCAUCCGUCCAUCUCACUGCACUCACUUCCUGGGCUCCACCCGCUGCACCUGUGAUGUGGGUUUCACCAUAUCAGGCCGCGACAACAACAUCUGCACAGACAUCGACGAGUGUCAUCUGUUCCCUCUUGGUCAACCCGGCCGGCUCUGCAUCCAUCAGUGUGUAAACACUCCCGGCAGCUUCCACUGCUUCUGUCCAGACGGCUACGACAUCUCCAGAGACGGCCGCAGCUGCACAGACAUCGACGAGUGUGAAAUCCGAAUGCACAACUGCACAGCAGACCAGCUGUGUGUGAACACCCACGGAGGUUUCCAGUGUGUGACGGUGCAGUGUCCGCAGAUGAAAAACGCCACGUACAUCAAGACGUCGCCAAUGUAA
This is a messenger RNA of Epinephelus moara (kelp grouper), 1033 nucleotides long. Its product is annotated as fibulin-7-like. The transcript has 6 exons. The record is from RefSeq and is a predicted model, not a curated record. Lineage: Eukaryota; Metazoa; Chordata; Actinopteri; Perciformes; Serranidae. Bases 68 to 1033 code for a protein of 321 amino acids. Gene Ontology annotation, molecular function: calcium ion binding.